AUGGCAGCAGCAGACGAAUCAGCGCCGGCGGCGAGCCGGGUGGUGUGGGUGAACGGGCCGAUCGUGGUGGGCGCGGGUCCAGCGGGGCUCUCCGUGGCGGCGUGCCUGCGCGCGCGCGGGGUGCCCUGCGUCGUGCUGGACCGCGCCGACUGCAUCGCGUCCUUGUGGCAGCGCCGCACCUACGACCGCCUCCGCCUGCACCUGCCGCGCCACUUCUGCGAGCUCCCCGGGAUGCCGUUCCCGGACCACUACCCGGAGUACCCCACCAAGCGCCAGUUCGUCGACUACCUCAACGCCUACGCGGAACGGUCCGGCGUCCAGCCGCGGUUCAACCAGGCGGUCACGUCCGCGCGGUACGACGCCGCCGCGGGGCUCUGGCGGGUGCGCGCGGAGGACGUUAGCGCUGUUGCUGCUGCUGAGGACGCCGCUGCGACGACCGAGUACAUCGGCCGCUGGCUCGUCGUCGCCACGGGCGAGAACGCCGAGCGCAUCGUCCCGGAGUUCGAGGGCGCGCGGGACUACGCGGGUCCUGUAUCACACGUCUCCGAGUACAAGUGCGGCGAGGCCUACCGCGGCAAGCGCGUCCUCGUCGUCGGGUGCGGGAACUCCGGCAUGGAGGUCUGCCUCGACCUCUGCGACCACAAUGCCCUCCCAUUCAUGGUCGUCAGGGACGCGGUGCACGUCCUGCCUAGGGAGAUGUUCGGCGUGGCCACCUUCUCCAUCGCCGUCUUGCUCCUCCGCUUCCUGCCGCUCUGGCUGGUGGACGCCAUCCUCGUCCUCCUAGCGCGCCUCUUCCUAGGCGACCUGGACAAGCUCGGCAUCCGCCGCCCGCCCGGGGGGCCGCUCGAGCUCAAGAACGCCAGGGGCAGGACCCCCGUGCUCGACAUCGGCGCGCUCGCCAGGAUCCGCUCCGGACACAUACAGGUCGUGCCGGGGAUCAAGAGGUUCUCCCGCGGCGGCGCCGUGCUCGUCGACGGCCGACGCGUCGCCGCCGACGCGGUCAUACUGGCCACCGGCUACCACAGCAACGUCCCUCAGUGGCUCAAGGGAAGUGAUUUCUUCACCGAGGAAGGGUACCCAAGGGUGCCGUUUCCACACGGCUGGAAGGGGGAGUCAGGGCUCUACUCUGUUGGCUUCACCAGGAGAGGCCUCUCCGGCGUCUCCUCCGACGCUGUCAAGGUUGCGCAGGACAUCGCCGUGGAAUGGGAGAAGCAAACCUCCACAAGAUGA
Miscanthus lutarioriparius is the source of this 1230-nucleotide messenger RNA. Lineage: Eukaryota; Viridiplantae; Streptophyta; Magnoliopsida; Poales; Poaceae. The record is from the annotation of a GenBank genome assembly.